CACUAUUGCUGGGCAGUCUGUUGCUUGCUUGCCGCCACCUUCAAAGUAAACAAAAACAACACCUUCCCCCGCCAUUGCGGUCGGGGUCCCAGGCCCACCCCACCCACUCACUGCCCGCUGGGGUCACACUUGGGCUGGGAGCGCGUUCCACAGUGCUCCUUGUCGCGUCACUCUCCAGCUUGGACUUCCCAGGUAGCCACCACACCGCAAAGCAGGCCUGCAACUUUGGCAUGCGGCUGGAGCUUCCAAGCUCAAGUUAUUAAUGAACAAAAGCUCCAACAACGACAAAUCCCACCCGCCCGCCAUGCUCGACUUUGGCAACUUUGAUCUCGUCUUUGGCGACCUCUCGCCGUUUCCAUUCACGCGCCAAUGGGCGCAGCAGGUCGAGAAGAAGCGGAAGGAGUAUGACGGCGUGCUCUUCCUCGACCGGGUCCUUGCCGCCUUGAACAUUGCAAAGGCCUCGAAAGUCUACCCUCCCAAGACCGAGAAGGACCUCCGCCAGCUGCACCACCUCGUCUGCGACGCCUCCAAUGUCGCCAUCCACCACAAGCUCUCGAUUCUGUACUACAUCCUGCUCGAUGUCGACAGCCGGCUCGAGGAGCAGUCUCCGGGCAGCACUCCCAGCACCCGCGCCGACAGCUUCGCCGCCGACGCCGCGGUGCCGCAGAAGUACAGCAUCUUCAUAAAGGGCCUCUGGUACAUGGAUGCGACCAACUUCGACCAGGCCCUCGAGCACCUCACGCACCCGUCUCUGGUGCCCGAGUUUGCAGAUGAGAUUGUCACCGCGCUCGCCCGCAUCGAUAACACGGCUUCAUCAUCAUCAUCAUUGCAAGCAGAUGAAUCCUACUCCCCAGUCCUGGCGUACUACUACGCCGUCCAGCCGGUCCUCCGGACCUCGGCCGCGACAAACAUCCUCUUCGACGCCAUCAGCCGGUCCAGCGUCUCCGAGGCCCUGCGGUACUCGCGCGCCCGCCCGCAGUUUAUGCGGGAGCAGCUCUUCAAGCGCCUCGUGCUGUCUGUAAUAGACGACAGCAGCAGCAGCAAGAACGGCGGCAACGAUAGCAGCGACGACGUCGUUGCCGAGCGCGCAUUCGAGCUCACCAGCGCGAGCCUGGACGCGCAGGAGGAGGAAUGGUUCCGUGACGCGCUGCUCGGGUCGGAGGGGAGGAAGGUCAGGGUGGCCAAGGACACGCUGCUCAUGCGCCGCAUCGCGAGAGGUGACGCUGGUCCCGUAAGCGAAAAGGGCGCGUGGUCAUCUGUGCUGGAGGGCUUCAAACAGGGUAGUGGCGGCCGGGGGAUGCAGGCGUGAGCAUCCGGCACGAUUUGCAGGAUAAUGCUUGUGAACUACAUAGCGGCGGCGUUUCAUGUUUUCGUUCAGUGCAAAGCAGGGCAGCGAGCCGGGUUGUGUACACCCAAGAAAUUGAUACGGAAGAAGAUUCGCAGUUUCAAUACAUUUGGGGCAGGUGGCAACACCGCCUUGGGUUUCAGGAGCAAGACCGUACAGCGCAAAUCGGGUGUUGAGAUAGCAUGCAGGAAUGCCGUGCUGAGAGUGUUGCGGCUUUUCUGAUCGUGCC
Molecule: messenger RNA, 1574 nt
Organism: Microdochium trichocladiopsis
Lineage: Eukaryota; Fungi; Ascomycota; Sordariomycetes; Xylariales; Microdochiaceae
Product: nuclear pore complex assembly-domain-containing protein
Exons: 2
Coding region: 263-1309 (348 amino acids)
Source: RefSeq, a predicted model, not a curated record